UAUAUUUACUGUGCGUUCACUAUCGAUGUCACAUUCGUUUUUCUUACGUGAGGCAAUUUGCAAUUAGGUUUAUUUGCUGAAUUUUAGUAUCCUGCUUUUCUACAACAGUUACUGUUUAAUACUUGAUUCGGAGAUAUUAUCUAAUAACAAUGCCGAGAGGAAAAUAUGUUAACCACAAAGGACGCAAUCGUCACUUUACUAACCCAGAGGAGCUUGAAGCUGAGCGCAAAAAUGAGGAACAGAAGAAAAAGUGGCGGGACACGCACGGAGAGUCUUCCGAAGAAGAAGAAGAAGACGAAGAAGCAGGUAGUCCAAAAGGAAGUGACGAUUCUGAAGAUUCGGAAGAAGAGGACGAGAAAGGAGCCAAAUCAGUUAUUGAAGUUCAAAAUCCGAACCGAGUUUCGACAAAAGCUUUCAUGAAGGCUGCUGACGUUGAUGAAAACCAAACGGCUCAGCUAUCCCGUAAAGAACGAGAACAAGUUGAGAAGCAGAAAGCGCAUGCAGCUUAUGCUAAACGGCACGCAGAGGGUAAAACUGCACAAGCCAAGGCUGACCUAGCGAGAUUGGCCAUCAUCAAACAGCAUCGAGCUGAAGCGGCGGCCCGUCGUGAGGCAGAGAAAAAAGCGAAAGAGACGAAAAAAUGAGGUUUUUAAGAGAAUGCGAUCUGAGUCGAAGUCCAUUAACACUAUAUAGGCCACAUGAAAAUAUUUGCUAACUGUCUAUGCGAUAUGUUUCGAUAAAAGCUAACUAUGAUCAUGAAACGUGGAAAUGUGUCCGUAUGAAUGCAAUAAUACGACGUUAUUGAAUACGGAUAGUAUCGAUCCAUAAUUUUGUAUACUAAACAGAUUACUAAAUAAGCUAAUGAUCAACGAUAGUUUAAAGCAAGUAUAUGUAAUUCGGAUGUUUAAUAAAUAUAUCGUUAGAAAGAUAUCUCCUUAUAAAAA
Molecule: messenger RNA, 944 nt
Organism: Toxorhynchites rutilus septentrionalis
Lineage: Eukaryota; Metazoa; Arthropoda; Insecta; Diptera; Culicidae
Product: 28 kDa heat- and acid-stable phosphoprotein-like
Exons: 4
Coding region: 150-644 (164 amino acids)
Cellular component (GO): cytosol
Molecular function (GO): RNA binding
Source: RefSeq, a predicted model, not a curated record